Messenger RNA from Hyaloscypha bicolor E, 954 nucleotides. Its product is annotated as NAD(P)-binding protein. The record is from RefSeq and is a predicted model, not a curated record. Lineage: Eukaryota; Fungi; Ascomycota; Leotiomycetes; Helotiales; Hyaloscyphaceae. The transcript is spliced from 2 exons. The coding region runs from base 1 to 954 and encodes 317 amino acids.
AUGGCGCCAAAGAAGGAGAACCUCCUCCUGCUCGGAGCAACCGGAUACAUUGGAACCGAUAUCCUCGAGCAGGUCAUAAAAGCUAAAGAGUCGUUUGGUCGAAUCGCUAUCUUGACUUCCCCGUCCACAGCUCAAAACAAAGCUGAUGUAUUGGCGAAGCUGAAAAACCAGGGCGUAGAGGUUAUCAUUGGCGACACCUCGAAUUCCUCCGACCUUCUAAACGCAUUCAACGACAUCGACACCGUGAUCAGCGCAGCGGGGCGACCAAUUAUAGCACAGCAGAUAGAUUGGAUAAACAUCGCUAUCCAGGCUCCGUCCGUGAAAAGGUUCUUUCCCUCUGAGUACGGGACGGAUAUUGAGUACGAUGCAAGCUCGGCAAACGAGGUUCCUCAUCAGCAGAAACUGAAAGUUAGAGCAGCGCUCAGGGAGCAGGAGAAAGAAGGAAAGGGGCUGGAGUACACGUUCGUUGUGACGGGGCCUUUUGCGUAUGGGUAUCUGGCUGCUGGGAAAGGUUCACUGGGAUCUUUUGAUGUGAAGGAGAAGAAGGCUGUUGUGCUUGGUGAUGGGAAGGGGAAGAUUAGCUUGACGACGGAUCCUGAUGUGGGCAAACUCGUCGUCGCUGCUCUUCUGCAUCCUGAAGCAGCUAGAAAUCGCGCAUUGAGAGUCAACUCGUUCACUACCACUCCACUGGAGAUAGUUGAAGAGUUUGAAAAGCAAACAGGGGGCGGAAAAUGGGGAGUUGAAUUUAUAGCAUUGGAGAGGGCGAGGGAGCUGGAGAAGAAGGCGUAUGAGGAGGGCAAUCCAUACGCUGUUGUUUUCACGCUAAGAAGGAUUUGGGGUGAGGGUGGCACGCUUUAUGAGAGGAGGGAUAAUGGGAUCAUUGGGGCGGAGGAGGGAUUGGAUGAUUUGACCGACGCUGUUAAGGUGGCAAUUGCGGCUCAGACGGGAGCUUGA